AGCAGUGUAGAAUAUAAACUGUAUGCAAAAGUCAGCUUAAGUUUGGAAAUGAUUUGCGUUGAAACGCUCGCCGAAUGGGCGUGACCAAUUCUGAAAAUGGACACAGAUGUUAAAGAUAAAAGUGACGAGUCUAGCCAGUCGGAUGCACCAAAUAUAGGCGAUCCUGUAGAAGGAAGAGUAUGGAGACGACAAAGUUUAACAAAGCCAUCAAAGAAAUCUGCGAAUGGACCAGUUUUAAGAGCGACAGUGAAACCUGUAAAACGAUUUCGACCAGAUUCAAGUACAGCACCAGGUCCAACACCAGAUGCAACUCCUUUGAAAGUAGAUGCUUCUAUCAGUUGCAGCAACGAUGAUAAAGUUAAUUCUGAGAAUGGAAAGCAACAACGAACUGAAGCUUUGAUUAAUACACCAACUUCAAUGAAGAAGAAAAGAGUAAGAGAGCAAUGGAGUGUGGAAGAUAAGAAUCAUUUCUUUGAUGCUGUGGCAAUUCAUGGGAAAGAUUUUGAAGCCAUACAAAAGGCAAUUGCCCAAAAACACAGGAAAAAAGGUGGAGAAUCUGUUGUUAAAACUAAGGAUCAAGUCCGGCAUUUAUAUUAUCGUACAUGGACUACAGUGAGCAAGUUACUUGAUGGUGAAGUGAGCAGUAUUUCGAGCGCAAGCAAUAAAACCAAUCAAGAAUUAUUUGCUGUGAUCAACUAUGGAGAACUGAGGAAAAAACUCGGGGGGUAUGCUUUGAAGAAAAAAGGGAUCAUGAAACUAAAUGAGCUUGUUAACUCUGGUUUCACAAGUGUCCGGUUAAAAGGGAAAAACUAUCGAAUCAAAACUCCAACUUGUAAAGCAUUGAAACAAAUCGGCAGCAAAAGUGAUACUGCUAAGAAAUCUUGUUAUUCUGAGGCACGAAGGGUUAAACUUCCAUUAAGAGUUAACUUAGAACUUCAACCUUAUUCAAUGAAGGCUUGGAAUAAAGUCCACAUGCUUGCACACAACCCAAGGACAAGGUUCAGCAUACCUUUAAACUGCCAGUUGUCUUACAUCAUAAAAUACCUCGUUAACAAAUGGAGAUCGCUAGGCGAUAAAAUGUUCGCUUUAUCAAAUGAAGCUGAUGGUAGCAACGCACCUAUCAAUGCUUCUAAUGAUAAACUACAAAUCUACACACCUCCUGAAGUAAACAUAAAAGCUCAUGUCAAAGUACAUCAGAUUCUAUUGAAUAAAAACCACUGCAUAGUUUCGUACACGUCGCUUAAAUCAUCAGCGGGAAACAAAAACGAAGAUCCCACUUUCGCUAGAACUGACUUGGAUUCUUUACCGCUGGAUUUAAGUUCGGAAGACGAGAGCGAAAAUGUUGCUGCAAAUCCUGCAUCCGAUUUUUGUGAGGAUCAAAUGUCAUCAAUUGAUCACGAAGAUGUGUGCCAUGAUUUAGUUGAUAAUUCCAUACAAGAAGUUAACACUUCUGUUUCUAAUGUCGACAGUGGUGUACUUGAUCAAGACAUUGAGAUGGUUUUGGAUGCAUUAGAUACUUCAAUUUGUGGAGAUGUAUUACUUGAAAAUACACUUGAUUGUGGAGUGUGUGUGCUAUGUGAUAGCGAAAAAUGCUCAUGUAUGGAUGGGGUUCAAACUCUGGAUACUGGUUUAAGUACAAAAACAUCAGAAACAACUCAAAAAUCACAAGUUAAAUUUCUGGAAACUGCUUUAAGAACAAACACAUCAGAAACAACUCAAGAAACACAAGUGAAAACUGUGAACACUGCUUUAAGAACAAACACAUCAGAAACCACUCAAGAAACACAAGUGAAAAACUCUGAAAAUGUUGCAGAAUUGUGCCUCAACUCAUUGAACUGUAUUGAAAGAGAGAUACAAGUUUCUUCUAAAGAUAAAGAAGUUGUAAAUACGACAGCAUUAGCUGGAAAUGAUAGUGGUACUGCCAUUCAUUCAAGCAGGACGAGGCAGGAAUGCAUUUGGAACGAGGAUAAUACAGAAGGUGUUACAAUAGCAGAGAUAUACUUGAUGCUUGGGAAACCUACCUCCUUUAAAUUAUGUUACGACUGGAUUCAAUCUUCUACUAAAAAUGAAGGAGUUAAACAAAAGAUUUCUCCGAAUUCAGCGCUCAAUGCUUUGAUACAAACUGCAGCUAUUAUAAAGACUAAAUUAUCGGGAAAACAUUAUGAAGAAAAUACAGCAGAAGAUGGGGGCAGGGCUGGCUCUUCUACCAAACAGUCAAAGACAGUAGAAGUAGGAGUUCAGUGUUCAUCACAGGACGAGCAAAUGUUAUCCCCACCGACAAUAAAGAAAUAUGGUCGUGGGUUAAGUAAACUGUCAACUGCUUCAACUUCUUUCGCUGUCCCACAACUUCCAUAUUAUCAUCGGAAAUCUACCUCAAGUCAAUUUCGUGGUCCAAAUUCGGUCAUGUACCAGACACCAGUAGAGCUGGAUCAGAACGGGCAAAUUCGUGGCCACAGGAAUGAACUUUUCAAACAUCCCAUGCAUGAUUUAAGCAACAACAGAAGAGCAGUUGGUGUUCGUAAAAUGAAGAAAUUUUCGGUUGUUUCGGGUGGGAAUAAAAAAGUUGGUUUCAUACCAACAGUACAACCUGUUGCAAACAACCCUGAAAAACCUGCUGUUGAAGCACAAAGCGAGAAAUCUCUACCCCAACCACACUCACAAGCAAUAGUAGUGCAGAUGCUCAAACUUCGUACAGUGAAAGACUGCCUGACCUUGGUUGUAUUGAAAUCAGUACAGAAGUGAUGCAGUCUGAACAAAGUGGUGGUAAUGAGGCAGAAACUUCAAGCAAGCAUGCUACAGCUACUGAUGUUCCAAUACAGAAUGUUGUGGCUUCUGUAGAGUCAAUAUUAACACCCCCACCUUCAACUAGUAGUUCAGAAAGUGUUGUUCUAACAACUGAAGAUGAAACUGAGAAGCCACAUAAACUUAUGAUGGAAAAUACAUUAAUACCAACGAUAGAUGCGUUUAGUGCUGACAACUUUUCGUCGGAUACAAAUGAUCUUUUGUUUAUGAAGAAAAAUACGAGAGAAUACAACACAAACCAAGCAAACCUCAUACAAAGAAACCAGGCAAGGUCACCUCCCAUGCUUUCUAUGCCUGCAAUUGACUUACAAAUAUCUCCAGAUAAAAUGAGGUCAGAAUCACCAUUCCUGACAAACAGAAGAGAAUAUUCUGAUGUGUUGAAUACACCGCAGCGGGUUGUUUCAAGUGAUGAAGACUCCAUGGACAGUUUAACAUUCUCAUCCACAAAAUUCAAAUAUGUUCGAUCGGGGUCAAGUCCUGCCUCCGGGAUGUUAAACGAAUGCGAAACAGAUCCUCCUCUUCAAUGUCUUAUCAGUGAAAACAGCAUGGAUUUUAUUUCAAAAUUCCAAGAGCUAGUUCAACCACCUCCUGGACACUGAGCUGAGACUUCUAAACUUUCGUUCUAUUACCUGCUCUUGUUUUUUUUAAACCAACUUUUCUUAUCAUUUUAAAUACAAGACAUUUCAGA
This is a messenger RNA of Ciona intestinalis (vase tunicate), 3490 nucleotides long. The record is from RefSeq and is a predicted model, not a curated record. Lineage: Eukaryota; Metazoa; Chordata; Ascidiacea; Phlebobranchia; Cionidae.